Molecule: messenger RNA, 4338 nt
Organism: Purpureocillium lilacinum
Lineage: Eukaryota; Fungi; Ascomycota; Sordariomycetes; Hypocreales; Ophiocordycipitaceae
Product: oligomeric, coiled-coil, peripheral membrane protein
Biological process (GO): autophagy of mitochondrion; autophagosome assembly; piecemeal microautophagy of the nucleus
Cellular component (GO): Atg1/ULK1 kinase complex; phagophore assembly site membrane
Molecular function (GO): protein kinase binding; molecular adaptor activity
Source: RefSeq, a predicted model, not a curated record
AUGGCUACGCAGGUCUUGAUUGCCCAUACGGGCCAGCGACUCGAGGUCGACACGGCGCAGUUCUCCAGGUGCGAGCCCUCCGGGCAGUCCUCGGAAUUCCCCCCCGACCCUUUCUACACAGGGACUGACGCCGACGCUCGUCGCAGCCUCGAUGAUUUGAAGGCCUGGGUCGCGCGGAACAGCUCCGUGUCGCUCCAGCACAUGGUGGCCCUGACGCCCCAAGGCCGCACCGUCAAGUAUGCGAGUCUCCAUGCCGAGAAAGAAAUCUACAUCUACGACAUCCGAGUCACCCAGCAGCAGUCAUCGUCGACGGUUGCGUCGCCAUCGCUCGUCUCCGAGGCGCCCGCCCCGCGCCGCCUCUCCAUUCCCAUAGCGCCAAACUCGAUAGACGACGUCCAGGCCAUCGCAUCAUGGCAGCACCUGUACGAGGAACGCCGCAACUGGGCGGUGCGGCUCACGGAGGAAUGCUCCCGCCUGAACGAUGCUGCCGCGGCACGCUACGACGAGAUGGACGUCAUGAUCAAGUGCUUGGACGCGGCCGUCGCCAACCUCGAGCUUAGCGUCAAGCAAAUCGAGCCCAAGUACAACGAGCUGAAGAAGUGGGUGGAACCAGCUCUGGCAGAGCAUGAACAGCUCGCUGCUUCCUGGGAGCAGUACCUGACGCUCGCCCGCAAGACACCUGUCUCGCCCGCCAUGGUCAAGUUCAUGACGCGUGGCGAGGUCACCAAAACUAAUGUCACCCUAGAGGACCUCGUGGAGCUGGAGACGGCGAGAAAAGCAGGCAAACUGGCAGCUACGGCCCGCCGGAGGUUCAGCGACAAAGCCACCGAGCUAGACAGGAUGGCAACGCAAAUGUACCGCGGCCUCGAGGGCCUGGCCUCCGACUUCGACAAGCUCAUGAGCCGGUCUGCCUUGGCGCACAGCACCGACGCCGCCCACCUCUUUCAGGACAUUGAGGCCGUGGCCAGUCAGAUCGACUCCGACUACAAGACCGCGCUCGGCUACGCCGGUUCGCAGCGUGAUCUUGCUCAGGCAUCUAAGACGGCCUCGAACCACACGGAGCGACUGGUGCCUUCACUAAGGAAGCGAGCCAAGGAGAUGGACGAGAUAGUGCAAUAUGCCACAGAUGCCCGCAAUGCCAUUGCCCGCGAGUCCGUCAUUCACAUGCGAACAACGACGGACGUCACCGCGUUGUACAGCAGCGUUCGCAACCAGAUUAACGUUUUGAACCAGUCCGAAGACGACCUGACAACGUUUGACUACCUUCGCCUCAUCCAUCAGCUUCCGUACAUGUACGCGUCGUUUGCCGUCGAGGCCAUCCGACGCCGAGAGUGGGUCGACAAGGUCAAGACGGAUUCGUCGACACUCGCCAACGAGAUGGCGUUGUUCCAAGACGAGGAGUCCAAGAGACGGAGACGGUGGCAGAAGAUGGUUGGCAGUAUGUACGGGCCGUCAUCUGAAACCAACGUUGUCGGCCUCGAGGUGAACCUGCUGGGCGAAGACGUGCCGUGGCCUGCACUCACCAAAGACGACCUGGAUGCUUUCCUGCACCAUCUUCAAGAAAGCGACGUCGACCCUGCCGUCCUCGAAGAUGUUAGCAAGCUUAUCCAGGAGCUAAACAGCCCCACAAAGCAGCAGUCGAAGCGGCUAAAGGCAUUCAAGAACGGCAGUGUCCAUGAGGCCGCACUAGGCCGAAGCGGUCUGCUUAUUCGCGGCGAUGAUGAGCUCCUUCGUACACUGCAGGACGACAAGACCAAGCUGGAGAGCAAGCUCAAGACGGCAGAGAGCCGGGUACGGCGUCUAGAGGAUCUCUUGCACAGGCAGAGCCAGACGUCUCGCCCCGGGAACCUGUUUCAGCCACAAAGGAACCAGCCGCACGAGAGGCAAGACUCGACUUCAUCCAUCCGGUCUGGUCGCCCCGACGACCGCCGAAUGUCUUCGGAGGGAAUUGAUCCGCUGCUGCGAAAGAUAACGCAGCUCGAACAUGAGUUGCACGAGGAGAAGCAGCGCUCCGCACAGUUUGAGAAGGAGCUCAACACCCGCAGCACACAGCACAACGAUAUGAAGUACCAAAUCCAGGAAGUCAACUCGACGAAGAAGGAUCUUCUCGAGAACAUGGAGGCUCUCAAGAGGGAGUUUCUGGACGAGAGAAAGUCCUUGGAGGACGAGAUCAAGACACUCAAAGCUCGCCUCGAGGACACGGAGGAUGAAAUAGAGCACUUUGGCGAGUCGCGAGAAAACGAAAAGGCCACCUACGACGAAAAGGUGCACGCGCUCGAGGCCGAAGUGGAACGUCUCACGAGGGAGCAUGGCGACGACGUCCUCAAGGCUCAGGGCCAAGUCGAGUUCCUGCGGAAGGAGGCGCAAAUGCAGCGCGAACGCCUCGAAGCGUCGGAGCGCCAGGUGCAAGUGGCGGCCGAGGAGAACCGCUCCGUCUCAUCAGAGCUGGAGACGGCCCGAGAAACGAUCGAGUCGCAAGAUCGGGCACUGAGAAAGCUUCACGAUGAUUUGGCUCCCGACGCAAGUGCGCCAGUGGACUUGUUGGACCUAACCGACUCACUGCAGUCGUACGCGACCGGCCUUCUGACCAAGCUGCGCAAUGCCGAGAGCGAUCUGGCUGUUGCCCGAGCAGACCUUGAGCAAGCCUCGAACUCAGUCAAGGAAAGCAAAACGGAUAUUGCUAAUGCCAGGAGCAAGCUAGCGGUCGAGGAAGAGGAAGCCAUGCGCUUUCGCGAGACAUUGGCUGAAGAGAAGGCCAAGGUCACUGCCCUUGAGGGCGAGGUCGCUGAAGGGCGAGAGCAGCUGAGCCGGUUGCGCACGCAGCUUUCGGACGGGGCCUCGGGAUCCGAGACGCUGCAGAAGAAGCUUGAGGACGAGGAAAAGAAGGUUGCGCGGCAGGCGGAAGAACUGGCCUCGCGCCAGUCGCAAGUCGGCAGCCUCGAGGAGGAACUCCACAUGUUCAAGCAGAGGGUCGAGGAUGUGCAGAGCAAGAUGGGCGCCAUGUCGGCGCAUUACGAGGCUCGCGACGGACGGACCAAGGGCCUGAGCCAGCGACUGUACUCGCAGAACGACCGCCUCACGCGCCUCCUGGAGCGCAUCGGAUACUCGGUCACGCGACAAGAUGGCGAGAUGACCAUCAACAAGAUCCCACGGUCGGAGAGGAGCACGCAGAACCCCAACGACUCGUCCGACCCAGGAUCCACACUCCGGCGUUCGGCGAGCCUUGGCAUCCGACAGAUGACUGACAGCGGGGACCUUGAGCCGCUGUACUGGAUGGACGGAAGCGAUGACUCGACCGAGGCCGAGAAAUACGAGCGGUUCAUGCAGACCCUGGGCUACUUUGACCUGGACUUGUUCUCCGAGACGGUGUAUCUCAGGAUUAAGGAAGCUGAGCACAAGGCCCGCAAGUGGCAACGGGAGGCGCGGGGCUAUCGCGACCGGGCUCACGCUGCGCAAAAGGACGCGCACGACAAGAUUGCCUUUAGGCACUUCAAGGAGGGCGACCUCGCGCUAUUCCUGCCAACGCGUAACCAGCAGGCAGGGGCGUGGGCGGCCUUCAACGUGGGCUUCCCGCAUUACUUUCUCCGGGAGCAGGAUGCCCAUCGCUUGCGCCACCGGGAGUGGCUCGUUGCCCGAAUCUCACGCGUACAGGAGCGAGUCGUGGACCUGUCCAAGAGCCUGCAGCCGGCCAACGAUGCUGAAUCCGUCAACGACGACGAGAAUGACAAUCCGUUCCAGCUGUCGGACGGGCUGCGAUGGUACCUCAUCGACGCCCACGAGGACAAACCGGGCGCCCCGUCCACUCCCGGCAUGGGCAAGUCGACAGUGGCGGCCAACACGGUGGAGGCGACGGCGGACAUUCAGCUGCACGCGGGCAAGGGCAAGGGCAAGAACCGCGACAGCGUGGCCAGCAUCGAGGGGAUCAACAAGACGCUGUCGAAGAGCCUGGACAGCCGACGCAGCAGCUCGAACUCGAAGAAGGCCUUGCCGUUCGCGAUAGGAGGCGGCGCCGGCACGGCUCUGCUCAAGAAUAGCGCGCUGGCAAGCGAGACCAACUCUCUGCGAGCGGCACCGACCGACACGCCGGCGGGCACGAGCCCGGCGCAGGCCAGCCUCCUCUCGGCGAGCCUCGCGAACCCUGCGGAGCAGCUGGGGCCGGCGCCGCGGUCAGUGCCGGGCGAGAGCUCGGCUCAGGGGAGCCCGGCGGCGAAGUCCCCUGAGCCACGUGUACCGCUGCAGCGCGAGGAGUCGGUCGAGAGCCCCAGCAAGAAGUCGGUGCUGUGGGAUUCGCUGUGGAGCGUGGACUAUAGCUACGAGAGCCCGUCGAAGAGGGCGUGA